AGGAAGGUUGUGUUGUCAACAACAGAACGUGGGAAAAUUGUCAAAUAAAAGACGAGCAUUUUGGUGGUGUAAACUGACAUCAAUUCUAAGUGAUUUUGGCUUGUUGACACAGAGGGGACCAUGGGGAACACUAACACCGGUAUGGGUACGGGACACAGGCGGGACAGCCGUGCCAAGGAGGGCGACAGGCCUAAAAUCCUCAUGGACAGUCCAGAGGAUGCUGAUAUGUUCCAUGGAGAGGACAUCAAGGCUCCACUAGAGAAAGAGGAGUACCUUGCAUGGCGGCAGGACCUGGAGGCUGAUAAAGGGCCCACACUGGACCGCCCCACUGUGUUCCGCUGGACUGGAAGCGGAAAGGAGGUCUUUCUGUCCGGUUCCUUCAACAACUGGGCCAACAAGAUUCCCCUAACCAGGAGUCAGAACAACUUUGUGGCAAUUGUGGAUCUGCCUGAAGGGGAGCAUCAGUAUAAGUUCUAUGUGGACGGCACGUGGACCCAUGACCCAAUUGAGCCUGUUGUAACCAACCAGCUAGGCACAGUCAACAAUGUCAUCCAAGUGAAGAAGACUGACUUUGAGGUGUUUGAUGCACUUAUGGUGGACUCACAGAAAUGCUCUGAUAUGUCAGGUCAGUGUCAAGACCUGUCUAGCUCUCCUCCCGGACCGUACCAUCAGGACCCUUACAUACCCAAGCAGGAAGAAAAGUUCAAGUCUCCGCCCAUUCUCCCACCUCACUUGCUACAGGUCAUCCUAAACAAGGACACAGGAAUCUCUUGUGACCCUGCAUUGCUCCCAGAACCCAAUCAUGUCAUGCUCAAUCACCUCUACGCCUUGUCCAUCAAGGAUGGUGUGAUGGUGCUUAGUGCGACUCAUCGCUACAAGAAGAAGUAUGUCACCACCCUGCUGUAUAAGCCGAUCUGACCAGAGGUCUAUGGCGUCUCUGCCUUUGCACCACAGACACCACAGCUUCUCACAGCACAGCCUCCAGCAUUACACCUGUACAUAUCUCAGUUUAGA
Molecule: messenger RNA, 1014 nt
Organism: Oncorhynchus nerka (sockeye salmon)
Lineage: Eukaryota; Metazoa; Chordata; Actinopteri; Salmoniformes; Salmonidae
Gene: prkab1a
Product: protein kinase, AMP-activated, beta 1 non-catalytic subunit, a
Exons: 8
Coding region: 121-918 (265 amino acids)
Biological process (GO): signal transduction
Cellular component (GO): nucleus; nucleotide-activated protein kinase complex; cytoplasm
Molecular function (GO): protein kinase binding
Source: RefSeq, a predicted model, not a curated record